Molecule: messenger RNA, 855 nt
Organism: Penicillium salamii
Lineage: Eukaryota; Fungi; Ascomycota; Eurotiomycetes; Eurotiales; Aspergillaceae
Source: the annotation of a GenBank genome assembly
AUGUCGUCUCGUGUGUAUAAAGAGAAACUUGCCAUUGUGACAGGGUCCUCUCGGGGCAUCGGUGCUGCAAUUGCCCAGAACCUUGCCAGCAAAGGGUGCAAUGUCGUUAUCAACUACACAAGUGAAGCAUCUGAUGCGGCCGCUCAAAAGCUUGCGUCCGAGCUCGAAAGGAUGUAUGGGGUCGUCGCCCUUCCAUUUCGAGCCGAUAUCACUUCAAGGGAAGAAUGCGAGGGACUCGUCUCCGCCGUGAGAGAAAGAUUCACCAAUGCCAAUUCGGGGCUCUUCCAAAUUGACGUCCUGGUUCACAACGCGGCGAUCGCAUAUCUUGGCCCCGUGGAGACCGUGAAGGAAGCGGAGUUUCGACGAAUCUACGAGGUGAACGUCCUGGGACCCGUAUUACUCACGGGAAUCUGCAAACCGUACCUGCCCACAGAUCGCUCUGGCCGUAUCGUGAUGCUAUCUAGCAUUAACUCGAAAGUUGGCACUGAAAACACGACCCUUUAUUCCGGUACGAAAGGUGCCGUGGAGGCCAUGACCCGCGUUUGGGCGCGGGAGCUGGCCGAACAAGCCACUGUGAAUGCGAUCAACCCCGGUGCCGUGAGCACUGGACAGUAUCUCGCUGCCUCCGAUGAAAUCAAAGAGAUACUCGGCCGGUGGAACCCUUUGACCCCUCUGGCAUCUGUGCGCGACGACCUGGACACCCCGGAGAUUCAAGAUACCGGAAAACGGUUCGGCGGACGAGCAGCUUAUCCAGAGGAGAUUGCCGGGCUGGUGGCAAGUAUCUGUCACCCGGAAUUUGGAUGGUGUACGGGAAGCAUCAUCUCUGCCAAUGGUGGAUUGUCGUUCAGUAUUUAG